AAUCUAACAACUAACAACUAUCAUUUACCGAUCAAAAAAUAAAAUAAAAUGGAUAGAUGCCAAGGUCUGCCACGUGAACGUGCACUCACCAUGCUUUUUUCUUUAUUUUUCUGUGGAGCAUGGUCGGUUGAAUUCCGGCAUCUUCUCUUUCUCAAUCUGCACCUAGUUCUCAGUAAGUUUAUUCUCUCAUGAAAGUGAAUUUUCUCACUUUAGACAACCUAGCUUGGUGGAGUUGAAUACCAAAUUCAGGAAGUUGCAACUAUUCAAGAGGAGUGCCAUACCAAAAUCUGAAACCUUGCAGAUAAGGAAAUUUGUAAGGAACUUUAUAUGAGGAAGGCCAUUCGAGGAGACUGAAAAGAAAAAUCUGAGGAACCUGCAACCUGAGGCAAUUCAGUCGGUCAUUUGCUUUUUUUUUGCACCGAUAAUGAGAGACAUAAGAUGAUUACAACUUCAAGGGAAGAAGAUCUUACAACAAAACAGGAAGGCAACACAGUUGAUGGGAAGAACAACUCUAAGGCUUCAUGUAGUUCAAAAACACCAUGGUCAAAGCUGAAUAAUCCACGAAUUGUGCGCGUCUCGCGAGCUUUUGGAGGAAAGGACAGGCACAGCAAAGUCUGCACUAUGAGAGGAUUGAGAGAUAGACGGGUAAGGCUUUCGGUCCCAACUGCCAUUCAAUUGUAUGAUCUUCAAGAAAGGCUAGGUCUUAAUCAGCCCAGCAAGGUGGUUGAUUGGUUGCUGAAUGAAGCUAAGCAUGAAAUUGAUGAACUCCCUCCCCUCCAAAUGCCACCAGGAAACUUCAAAUUUGGCCAAAAUCAUCAACCAAUGAUAACUAAUCAUGACAAAGAAGGCCUUAAGAUUGGUAACAAUAUCAAUUGGGACACUCCAUUGGGACUACAAGGGUCUAGUUUUUGGAAUUCGAAUGCUACCUUGAAUGAUAAAUCUAAGGAGGUUUCAACAGAAACACCGGUUGAGAAAGAAAAUUGGAAUCAAAGAAAUGAGGAAGAAAAGCAAGAUAAUCUUAAUGAAGCUAAUGGUGGAAAUGUUUCAUCUAAUAACUUUUUCCCCAGACCUACCUAUUCUUCCAUACCCGAUUUGCUUAACAAUUUUGCGCCAUACAAUUCUUUCUAUCGUUGGGAUCCUCCAAAAUUUUCUCUUUCUCAUAUACGAAGCCAUGGAUAUACAAGUACAACCCAAACAGAAGAUAUCCAGGACUUCAAUGUUGUGCCAUUUCCACCAUCAUUGUCUCUUCCAUCUGGGUCUCAAGUUCUUGUAUGUCCACCCGGGACAGCACAAUCCCAUUUUCCUUCAAACAUUGAGUUUGAUCCAAAACAAAUCAACCACUUUCAGACGUUGAGCUCAAGUUCACAAAAUCCCUUGUCAAAUUCUAUGGGCCAAUCCAUGAGACCCCUCCACUUGAGCAUGCUUAUCCAGUCUCGAGAUAGUAGUGGAAGCCAAUCAAAUAACAAUGACGAGUUUCCUCCAAAAUGAAUCGAUGUCCAAUUUUAUAAAUUGGAGACUUCUAUGAUAUUCUUGGGAGUGAACAACCUUUCUUUGGUGUAGUGAUCGGGUUGAUGUUUUUGUGUUUCAUUUCAUAAACUUUGCUCAAUCAGGCAUUUGGGAAAACAAAUGCAAGAGCUAUACAUUGCACUACAGAAUCUUGAAUGGCUUGAAUACUGGUAAGAUGAGACCAUAUUAUAUAUUUUUAUGUCAUUAUAUUUUGUUUUGAUACCCCAAAAAGAAAGCUAUUUGAAGUUGAACAGUAGAAAGUUCUGAAGUGUAACUAUUUUGUUUGACCCAUCUUAAA
Messenger RNA from Camellia sinensis, 1804 nucleotides. Its product is annotated as transcription factor TCP5. Gene Ontology annotation, cellular component: nucleus. NCBI's taxonomy places the organism in Eukaryota, Viridiplantae, Streptophyta, Magnoliopsida, Ericales, Theaceae. The record is from RefSeq and is a predicted model, not a curated record. Gene Ontology annotation, molecular function: sequence-specific DNA binding; DNA-binding transcription factor activity.